AUGAAAGCUAAUUAUUUGGAUCUUUUUACAGAAAAUCCAAGUACAAAUACUUUGCGUGUAAUUCAAGAACAGACGAAAUCGCUGUCGUUUGAAUGGAAACCGAUGAAGCACGAUUCGUUUAAAUAUGUAUAUUUAGAAAAUUCAGCGGGGUACUUUUGGAAAACUGAAAGAUAUAUUGAAGCUGGCGAUAUCGGAAAUUUGCCAACUAUUGGGAAACCGUGUGAAGCGAUAACGUAUAAAGCAGAGGGUUACUACAGUGGGAUUCUUGGAUACGCUUCAUUGUUUUCAACAUACAACAUUGAAUAUGAACGAGGUGAGCUUGUCAUUUUAUUGCAGUUGUUCAGUAUUAUAUCUUGUCUCUGUAUUCAUGUAUUUUGUACUGAAAGCAGAGAAGAAUCUGCUUAA
Schistosoma mattheei is the source of this 405-nucleotide messenger RNA. The record is from the annotation of a GenBank genome assembly. Lineage: Eukaryota; Metazoa; Platyhelminthes; Trematoda; Strigeidida; Schistosomatidae.